UUCAAAAGCAUGCAUGGAUGUGGGUAAGCUUCUGUGUAUGGUUUUCCACUUCAAAGAACAAACUCUCAGAUAUGUUCCUUCUUUGCUGUUCUCUUUCCUGCUCCUAGGUAAAGAGAAAGAGAGGAACAAAUCUAUAUAUUUCUGCUCUGCAAACCCGUAAAUGAUAGCAAAAGUAUGAAUUUUUGAAGUCUUAAUAUUUUUGUCUAGAUUCACAAACCUUCCAUUUACUCUGUAAAUUCAUCUUCUCCUGAUAGCUUAUUAGGGGACCCAGCAAAUUCUGUAAUUUGAAAGAAGAAUUUUGUCCCAUAUGGUUUGAGAUUCGAUUCACUCAGGUUUACCUCUUCAAGUCAACACCACAGCUAUAUAUAUAUAGCAAUGGACGACAAGGAAGAAGAAAACUACCCAGUGGGUUUCCCUGCUAGCUUCACAUCCUCGGAUUACGACCAUCAUCAUCAUCAUCAUCAACAGCAGCAGCAACUUCUCAGGCCAGGCAUCACCGGAGAGAAUUCCAAUGCUGGAAUGGUAGACUAUAUGUUGAGCAAUUCACCGAUUUCGGAUAGACUGAGCUUCGCCGACGUGAUGCAAUUCGCCGAUUUUGGACCCAAGUUGGCCUUAAACCAGACCAAGGUCUCAGAUGAAGAGAAUGGACUCGACCCAGUUUACUUCCUCAAGUUCCCAGUUUUGAGUGAAAAAUUGCAGGACCAGAGUCUUUUGAUACCCCCACCGGCUAUAAUUGAUGAUAAAUUUCAAAGUGGUAUUGGUAUAGAAAGUAAGACAAUAGUGGCUGAAGAGGAGGAAAGAGAGGAAGAAGAAGAAGAAGAAGGCAGGGUUUCUGAGAACACAUCGGUACGGCGGCUCCGUAUGCUUGGAGGAACCCUUCAAAAGAACCCUAGUGGUGAGGCCAAGGCCCGGCGAAAACGAUCGAGAACUAUCAAGACUAGUGAAGAGGUUCAGAGCCAAAGGAUGACUCAUAUUGCAGUGGAACGCAAUAGAAGGAAGCAGAUGAAUGAGCACCUUAGAGUCUUGAGGUCUCUCAUGCCUGGUUCUUAUGUUCAAAGGGGAGAUCAAGCAUCAAUUAUUGGUGGUGCAAUAGAGUUUGUGAGAGAAUUGGAACAACUACUUCAAUGCUUAGAGUCUCAGAAGCGGCGAAGACUCUACGGUAGCAGCAGUGAGCCGCCACGACCAGUGGGAGAGUCUCCACUUCCAAUUGCACAGCCUCAGCAAUCAUCAUUCUUUCCUCCUAUGUUACUUCCUAAUGAUCAAAUCAAGCUUGCAGACUUUGAUACUGGAUUUCGCGAAGAAACAGCAGAGAAUAAAUCCUACUUAGCUGAUGUUGAAGUAAAGCUCUUAGGCUUUGAUGCCAUGAUUAAGAUCCUUUCUCGAAGAAGACAAGGUCAGCUCCUUGAGACAAUAGCAGCUCUUGAAGAUUUGCAGUUUGAUAUCCUUCACACCAACAUCACCACCAUUGAACAAACAGUUCUCUAUUCCUUUAAUGUCAAGAUUUCGAGCGAAUCAAGGUUUACAGCAGAUGAUAUCGCGAAUUCAGUCCAACAGAUAUUCAUCCAUGCAAGCACCAUCAUAUGAUCCACUAGGUCAUAAUGAAGCAACCUUACUGUUAGGCCGAGGUCUACUCUUAAUCACAUAUAGGAAAUGAUCAGAUAUUUAGUUUUUAGUAAGCCCUUUGUGCAGUCACUAUAGUAGUGUUUUGUAUAUCCAAGAUAAUGGAGAAACAGCUUUUGUUAUCUUCUUGUGAGAUUUCUUGGUGGAGAAGAGAGAAGGGUGUGGAAGAGGAAGUGUGGGGGAGGGUACAGGAGACAAGCUCUGGGAAUGGUGUAGUCUGUGAUUUAAAAUGUUUGUGCAUGUAUCAUGUAAGUGAGAUUGUGAGGGUUGUGGAAGGUCAACGUGCCAGUACUGUCUUGAUGUAAGUUGACUUGUCAGAAAUUUCAUCUUUGUUGGUUAUCGGCUGCUGAUCAAUGUAUUUGUAGAGCAGAUGAUGGGGACUACUAGAAUAAGGCCAUGGCUGGAUGGAAGCCUGGACCCUGGGCUAGUGGGUUGCCCUAGAUCUGCAUGCCCUCAUUUAAGGGUGUUGAUUGGUUGAUUUGGUUUGAUUUGAUUUUAAUGAUUAUGAUUUGAGAAUGAGUGAAUCGAAACCAACUCAAUAAUAAAAAAAUUGAUUUCUAUUUCA
Macadamia integrifolia is the source of this 2185-nucleotide messenger RNA. Its product is annotated as transcription factor FAMA-like. The transcript is spliced from 4 exons. Gene Ontology annotation, molecular function: protein dimerization activity; DNA-binding transcription factor activity. Gene Ontology annotation, cellular component: nucleus. NCBI's taxonomy places the organism in Eukaryota, Viridiplantae, Streptophyta, Magnoliopsida, Proteales, Proteaceae. The coding region runs from base 376 to 1584 and encodes 402 amino acids. Gene Ontology annotation, biological process: guard cell differentiation; positive regulation of DNA-templated transcription; stomatal complex development. The record is from RefSeq and is a predicted model, not a curated record.